Molecule: messenger RNA, 720 nt
Organism: Fragaria vesca subsp. vesca
Lineage: Eukaryota; Viridiplantae; Streptophyta; Magnoliopsida; Rosales; Rosaceae
Product: 40S ribosomal protein S23-like
Exons: 4
Coding region: 140-568 (142 amino acids)
Biological process (GO): translation
Cellular component (GO): ribosome; cytosolic small ribosomal subunit
Molecular function (GO): structural constituent of ribosome
Source: RefSeq, a predicted model, not a curated record
AUUUAAGUGGGUAGAACAAGGCACUAGGGUUUCCCAUCGCCUUAUUAAAGCUCUGGUUGCUCUCUCCUGCCGCGCCGAAGCUCUCUCUCUCUCUCUGUCGCAGUCGCUGCUUUGAGCCUCUUCGCCCUCACUCAUCAUCAUGGGGAAAACACGUGGAAUGGGAGCAGCUCGCAAGCUGAAGAACCACCGUAGAAGGCAAAGGUGGGCUGACAAGUCAUACAAGAAGUCCCAUCUUGGAAAUGAGUGGAAGAAGCCAUUUGCUGGAUCUUCUCAUGCUAAGGGAAUUGUUCUUGAGAAGAUUGGUAUUGAAGCUAAGCAGCCUAACUCUGCCAUUAGGAAGUGUGCUAGGGUUCAGCUUAUCAAGAACGGGAAGAAGAUUGCUGCCUUUGUGCCCAACGAUGGUUGCUUGAACUACAUUGAAGAAAAUGACGAGGUGUUGAUUGCUGGGUUUGGACGUAAGGGUCAUGCUGUUGGUGAUAUUCCCGGAGUUAGGUUUAAGGUUGUGAAGGUCUCAGGUGUGUCACUCUUGGCUCUCUUCAAGGAGAAGAAGGAGAAGCCUAGAUCUUAAGUUUAUGGUUCAUGAGUUGAGCUACUGAAAUGUUUUGAUUCAGAUACAAUUUUGUCAUCACUCUUAAGACCAUGCUUGGCAAUCAGAUGCUUAUGCUUUGUUUUUUGAAAUUUCAGUGGUUGUUUCGGUUCUUACUCUAUUCUGUGUUCAAA